Molecule: messenger RNA, 1299 nt
Organism: Rangifer tarandus platyrhynchus (Svalbard reindeer)
Lineage: Eukaryota; Metazoa; Chordata; Mammalia; Artiodactyla; Cervidae
Source: the annotation of a GenBank genome assembly
AUGGUGGUCCUGUUGGAUUGCGUAAGCCUCUUGGUACUGCUGAACUCAUCUUGCUCCGCGGCCCUGGCAGGAGACACGGAAUCUCCUAUUGUAAACGUGACGCUGGAUCCAAGAAAAAAAAUAUUAAGCUGGAAUACCCGGGGAAUCGUGACUCGGCAAACAUGUGCGAUCGUCACGCCUCUCGACCCCGACGACGUCAGCCCAAACCUACAGGUCAGAAACAACGAUUCCUACUUCUGCACGUUUCGCAACGCCGUCCUGCACCAGGGGGCCACUCUGACCGUGAACGCCACCUCUGAGGGCCAGGAGUUCUCGUGCCAGCUGACCUUUAAAAACCCAGGCAAGGAGGGCUCCGGAGCCCAGAACCUCUCGUGCGUCAUCUACAACAUCCGAUUCAUGAACUGCAGCUGGAUGCGGGGCCCGGCCGCCCCUGCAGACGUGCGGUAUCAGCUCUACACAUGGGCCUCUCUGCACGGAAGCGUGUCCGAGUGUGGCCACUACAUACAGGACUCGGCCGGGACGCGUGUGGGCUGCCACUUCGACGAGCUCGGCGAAGGCCACACCACAGACGAUUACUUCUUCCUGGUGAACGGAACCAGCAGCGACACGGACAUCCAGUUUUUGGACUGUCCUCCCGUGAACGGCCCGAGGCUGGAAAAGUAUAACCCGCCCGCGAACCUCACCGUCAAGCACAACGUGUCCCAUUACGUGAUUCGCUGGGACGCCCCCGCCAUCAGAUACAGCCUGUCCAAUAGCGUCUUGCGUUACGCGCUGGAUAUCCAGAAGACGGGCAGCUUUUCUAAGAGAGAACCCGUUUUUCUAAGCAGACAACAUAAAAACGAGUACAGACUGCCCAGCUCUGACGUGAGAGGAGAGCACACAGUCCGCAUGAGGGUGCAACACGUGCAGUUUCAAAUCUGGAGUGAGUGGAGCUCCACGCACCGUUUCGGCGUCCCCGAGAAGAAUUUCCUGGUGGUCUCGAUCGGGCUGGCGGUGGGGGCCGCGGUUUUGUUUGGCAUGGCCGUGAUGUUCCUCUGUAAAAGGUUCUCCCUGAAGAAGAAGCUGUUUCCGCCCAUCCCGCGGGUGAAGCAGGAACUCGCUGGCUCAUUCCUGGCCAGCCUGGAGGAGACGGCCUCGUGUGGAGGCCACCCACCGCCAGCCUCCCAGGACCCCGAGGACAUCUUCACCGUGGAGGAAACCCAGUCGUUGGCAAGCGGACCAGCGAAGAUGGUAGGCCCAGCCCCAGACCCCGACCCUUAUGAAAACAUCCCUUCUGGGCGUCCUCUCCCCAGCCAGUGA